Molecule: messenger RNA, 2976 nt
Organism: Anopheles coustani
Lineage: Eukaryota; Metazoa; Arthropoda; Insecta; Diptera; Culicidae
Gene: pasha
Product: microprocessor complex subunit DGCR8
Exons: 3
Coding region: 467-2434 (655 amino acids)
Biological process (GO): primary miRNA processing
Cellular component (GO): microprocessor complex
Molecular function (GO): heme binding; identical protein binding; double-stranded RNA binding
Source: RefSeq, a predicted model, not a curated record
GUGUUUAUCUCGAUUGCAGGAAGCUAAACGGCUUGACGUUCUUGCGAUAGAAUUUGUUGCUUCAAGAACGCCAGGUUACAAGUUUCUGCAUCUGGAAAAAGUCAUCAAACGCCAUGUGUGAAGAAAAAAUAAACCUAAACACCACCUAAAAUCAAUACCGACCGGAAGGCGGUCGUGUGGUUCUGUGCGUUGAUGUGUGUUCGCCGUCUUAUCCAGCUUCACUUUUGCAGAUUUUCUACCACCGACCGAUGUGAACAAUUCAAUUUGAACCAUGCAUUUUUGAUAUACCACCCGACGCAUACCAAAUAGGAAUUGAUUUUGUUCAUCAUUGGGUGGUUUGGUAGAAGAUUGUUACCGUCGAUUUGCAUCGAAUCCUGUAAACCGUAAGUGCAACGUGCAACGGGUCUUUCGUUUGGGGUAAUUCGGUUUCCGUAAACGGGUCCGGGGAUUAUCUGUUGUGUAAAAAAUGGCCGCUCCUGAUUGUGAACUUGUCGAGGGCGUGAUGAACCCUCCGCCCGAGUGCCCGAUGGCCAAGAGACGUAAAGUCGAUGAAGCAACGGUUCCAGAAGCGGUGAACAUGAAAGAUAGCGAAUCGGACGAAGAAGAAACUCCGAUGGAUGCUACUUCGGGCGCUAUAGACCCGGGUGACAAUCUUCGUGAGUUUGAUGUCCUCGACGAGGUGCAGGGAGACAAUUCGGACGAGGAUUCGGAAACGGGCGGUGGUGAGGCCGAUGAUGGAAGUUCGGAAGGAUCGGACGUCAAUUAUGACGACAUUGAAUCCAUGCUCGAUGAAGGUCUUCCGGAGGAACUGAAAAACACGAACAAGAAGCAACCGUACGAGGAACGCUUCAAGCAGGUGCUGGAAGAGAAGGGUCGCAAUCAUUUCGAGGUACUUCCGGAGGGUUGGGUUCAGGCAACACACAUGAGCGGCAUGCCACUUUACCUACACAAGGCGUCACGCGUUUGUACCGCAUCGAGACCUUACUUUCUUGGCCCGGGAAGUGUGAGGAAACACGAAAUACCACUUAGUGCAAUACCUUGCCUUAACUACCGCAAGGCACUGGAGAAAGAGGACGAGUUGAAAAAGGAACUCGCUGCUGCUGCAGCUGCCCAAACGGCGACGGCCGUCGAAAAUGGUAACGAGAAUGGCGAGACGGGUGAUGAAAACCGGGAACCUGCGGAACCGGUCCAAGAACAACGCCAGCUUCACAACGCUCAACUGAGCAAGAUGAUUGCGGGCGCCACAACGACCGCUGAGGCACAGGCGAACGCGAAACUGCUCCCACUAAAGGUAAGCGCCAAAAUUGAAACGGUGACGGAAAACCUCAAAGCACAAUCGCUCUCCUCCGACGCCGUGAUGGAGUACUGUAAGAAGCUGUUCCGCUUCAAAACGAUACGAGUGUUGCGCUUCAAGUCCUGGUCGGCACGGCGCAAGUUCACUAAACACCGCAAGCACAUCAAGAACCUGCAGCGUCCAACGCUUCCCGAUGGCACCAAACUGAUCACCUUUCCCAUGCUGAACAUCGAGGACGAGCAGGGCAAUCCACACGCGCGUCCCAAAAAGGAGUGGAUCAUGAACCCGAACGGCAAGAGCUACGUUUGCAUUCUGCACGAGUAUGUCCAACACGCGCUACGCAAGCAGCCGACGUACGAGUUUAAGGAGCUGGAAAAUGCGGCAACACCCUACUCGGCAACGGUCACGAUAAACGAUCUGAAGUAUGGCACCGGUUACGGGACGAGCAAGAAGCAGGCGAAGAGUGAGGCCGCCCGCGAAACGCUGGAAAUACUGAUCCCCGACAUGAAGGACAAGAUCACCAGCAAGGAUGCGAAAAGUGCCACCAACGGUGGCAGCUCCCAGCAGCAGUCGGCCGAUCUGCGCGAGCUGUCCGUGUUCGAUGAGAUCAAGAUCGAGGAUCCGCGGGUGGCGGAGUUUUGUGCCAAAACGACCGAACCGUCGCCACACGCCAUUCUGCUCACCUGCCUCCAGCGCAACUUUGGCCUCGGCGAGGUACACAUCAACUACGAGGUGAACACGAUGAAGCACCGGAAAAACGAGUUCACCAUGACGGUCGGGAAGCACGUGGCGACGGUGGUGUGCAAGAACAAACGCGACGGCAAGCAGCGCGCCUCACAGGCCAUCCUACAGAUACUGCAUCCGCACAUUAAAACGUGGGGCUCGCUGUUGCGUCUCUACGGUAACCGGUCGGUCAAGUCGUACAAGGAGAAAAAGCAGGAAGAACAGGAAAUUACCGUGCUGCAGAGCAAAGCCGCCAUUAACCAACCCAACUAUGCGAUCCUGGAGAAGCUGAAACGAGAAAUGUCCAAGCUGGAGGAGCGUCAGCGUAAUGUGCGUGUAAUUGGAAAGUUUGUGCCUCCGUCGGAUGUGGAACUGCCGACCGGUGCCGGGACAAACUUGAAAAACGUAGACCUCUAAUCAACAGCCAUCUCGCAUCCAUCACCAACCGCACUAUCUUCAUCGUACUUGAAACUGUUCCACAAUACCAGUGAAUGUCACGAUCAGCGCAUUAGCCUGGUUUAUAGGGCUUUGCUGCUGUCGUAAACUAAUUGCAAAUAGUAAAAUAGGAUUAAGAGUAGUUUAGUGUAAAUUUUACCAUGAUCCGCUCAAUCAAGCCAAUUUUGUAAUGAAACUAUGCUUUAAGUUUUACAUAACUCAGUCCUUCUCCUGUUUGAUUGAGAAAGUUUUAACAUGUUGACAUAGUAACGCACAUAAUGAUGUUUUCUAACCGCUACUGGGCCAUAAAGUGGAGCAUUGUAAUGUUUACAGCUAAGCACACUACUGUGAUUUUAUGAAAACUACGGUUUGAACGUUAUUGUGCUACGUUUCCGUAGGUCCAUAUUUCCGCAAUUUUUAGUCUACAUAGUUUUGAAAGUUUUGGAGGAGGGACAAUGGAGGAGUCGAUAUAAUGACGAGCUCUACGAACUGUACCUCACCGUCGUACAGCGAAUUAGAUUCGC